AUGGAGCACUCCUCCGCCUCUCGUUCGCGCGCUGUCUCGCCUCGUGGCAGCAACAGCAACAUCAACAACAACAGCAACAAAUCUCCUCCGCGCGAGAAGCGCAAGCUCGAGUCCUUCCUGACCGAGUCCGGCGAGACGUGGGAGUUCACACGACCCGUCAAGAAGUCCCGUUCGUCCGGGCCUGGCAGUAACACCAGCACCAUCGCCCUGGAUUCCCCUACCCGUACCCAAAGGCCUUCUUUCCCUGCAACCUCGCCGACUCGCGGCAAGCGGUCUCGCGACCCGUCGGACCAGGAUACCGACGCUCAGUCCCCCUGGCCCAAGAGGCAGAUGACUUCGGUCACUGACCUCGGCGACCAUGCAGCUGCCCUUCGCAGGGCCAGUUGGCUAAGCUCUUCUCGCAGCAGAAGAAAGGGGGCUGCAGCAAGUAGGUCCCGCUCUCCCUCGCAGGGCGACCUACGCGGUAUGUUCGAUGCGGGCUCUGUCGCAGGUCAGAGUGCCGGCUCCGUGGAGUCCGAGGAGGAGCUCCCGGACUACGAAGACGACGACCACGAUGACGACGAAGAGGACACCGUCGACCAGCAUGCCGACAACAACCUGGACCAGUUGGCACCGUUCCAGGGGCCUGCCAUGACCCUGCCUCCAGCCAGUCACUACCAGGAGGGUCGGGAGUCGAGAAUGCCUAUGGUGGCAUCAAUUGAGACCGACCAGGACAUGGAGUACCAGGUCGGCUCGAGUCACCAUCAGGCAUUCAAGACUGUGGUCAGUGACGAGUACGCUGCCGUUGCUGGCAAUGGCGCCGACAGCGAUGUCGACAGCCCGCAACUGCUCCGAGGCAAGUUUGCUGGGUUCGCUCAAGCUGCCGCAACGGUUCAACACCGUUCCGAGGCACAGCAGCAAUCGGCGAGGGAGCCUGGAUAUACCAGUACCUCAGCCAACAGUCCUCGCCCUGUCACAGCUGUAGAUACCGCCAUCGUCGCCACCACCGAGGACUACGAGAUUGACCCAGCCUUGUCACAAGACGAAGACUAUGAGAUCGACCCAGUCUUGUUGCACGACGAAGACUAUGAAAUUGAUCCAGCCCUGUUGCAAGAUGACGAGUUAGUAACCUAUCCAGCCUUGCCGCAGGGAUACGAGUCAGAUAUCGACCCAGCUUUGUUACAAGACGACGAGUCCAACAUCGGAUCCAGUACCGAGUCUGUGGAAGCCGGCAACGUUCAGCGCGCUCUUUCACCAGUCCCAGAGCUCAUGGAGCCGCCAACUUCGCCAGUCAAGGAACUUUCGCCACCAGGAAAACGUUCACCUACAAUGUCUCCUACAAACUUACCAUCGACUACCAUGGUCGAGCCAUCACAGCAGCUUUUGUCCGAGCUCGAAAAGUACGCCAGCGACCGCAGAAACUGGUACGCAAAACAAGUGAAGCACGAAAGAGUGAACGAAGAGGAAGUCAAGGGAGAAGACGUCUGCGCACAGUCCACCCGCACCAGCCACAACCCACCAAAAAUCAGCCACAUCCCGCAACCGCAACCAGACGCGUCCAUUCCAACGACUCUUGCACCAACUUUUGCUUACACCGAGGAGGAAACUCAACACAUCAUGGCCGUUCACACGGCCGAAGGUCCCAAUGAGGACGGCAUUGAUCUCUGGCGCAUUUGCAUGGGAGAACUUGACGGUCCUAUGGAUGUUGACGACGAAGACGACCUUGCCGUCCAGGACUAUUCUCGCGAUGGGAUUCGCAAGGGACGCGACGAAGACAUCAGAAAGUCGAAAGCACUCAAUGAUGCGCGUCGCAAAUUCCAAAUUCAGCGCAAUCACUUCGAUGAAGCACCAGACUCUGCGUCUAUAGUUGAGGAAGAAUCAGACCAAGACGAUGAAGACCUCCUGUAUACCGAUCAUCUUCUUGCCAGCUCUGAUGACCAUUUCAAUGCCGAAAAGAUUCGCCUUCAGGCCGCGCUUGAGCAUUGGGAAUCGCCCUGGCCAAACCCAUCUACCCUUCCAUCCGAACAUUGGACACAGGAAGCCCUCACUUUUGCAAACAACCAAGCAAGUGCGACCAACUCCGCCGAGAAGCAUUACUGGGCCUGCCGCAACAUUCAAGCAGAGUCAUACGCCGAAGGAAAAUUCAACUCCGGCCGAGGCUCGAAUUUUCACAUUUCGUUCUCCCUCAUCGACUGGAAGAAGAGCAUCGCAGUGUCAGACGAGGAAGCCGAAGCCUUUGCUGAACAAGUCAGCCAAAUCCAACUUGUCGAGGAAGACCAAGAAGCUCCUCUGAGAGCCAAGCUCGCCCUCUUUCUUUCAGAACUGCCUCAUGAACUGGACCAGAAGGUCACAGAGAUCCUCAACACCACAAAUCCUGGUAGAGCAAUCGUUAAGUCUCCCGAAGGCAACGACUUGACUCGCAAAGACUUUGCUACCCUUCUCCAUUCCGCAAACUACCGCACCGGUGAGCCUGAAGGAUGGCUCAACGACGAGAUCAUUAACGGCUUCUUCACCGCGUUGUGCAAUGCUAUGAAUGACAAGGCUGGCCACACCAAAGGCAAGGUACCUCCAUAUGCAUCCUAUAUAACUGGAUGGUAUUCUUCAGUCACCAAGAAGGGUAUCAACGCCAUCGAAAGAUGGUCUCGACGCAAAGGUAUCAAGGGAGACAAGCUACUUCAAUGCAAGCGCAUCUUCUUCCCAGUCAAUCCCGGCAACCACUGGUCACUGCUCGUGAUUUGUCCUGACAUCCACACCAUUGAGUACCUCGACAGCUUGGACGUAGGUUAUUCAGAAGACAAUCGCAAGAGCGCCCGUUACAUCAGACUGGCCCGCCAAUGGCUCGAGAUGGAGCUUGGCGACAAAUAUGCCGCAGGCGAAUGGAAGGAACUUGACCGUCGCAGCUCAAUUCAGAACAACGGCUCGGAUUGCGGCGUGUUCACCUGCCUCAACGGCUUUGCUUCUGCUCUCGAACUCUCCAACCCUACCAAGGAGUUCGGCCCCGAGCAAAUCCCAUACGCUAGACGCGCUAUGGUCUCUCUUUUCAACCAUGGAGGUUUCAAUCAGCACUUUGAGCUUUGA
Aureobasidium uvarum is the source of this 3057-nucleotide messenger RNA. Lineage: Eukaryota; Fungi; Ascomycota; Dothideomycetes; Dothideales; Saccotheciaceae. The record is from the annotation of a GenBank genome assembly.